Verruconis gallopava is the source of this 2249-nucleotide messenger RNA. RefSeq lists its product as uncharacterized. Gene Ontology annotation, biological process: formation of translation preinitiation complex; translational initiation. The transcript is spliced from 3 exons. NCBI's taxonomy places the organism in Eukaryota, Fungi, Ascomycota, Dothideomycetes, Venturiales, Sympoventuriaceae. Gene Ontology annotation, molecular function: translation initiation factor activity. The record is from RefSeq and is a predicted model, not a curated record. Bases 100 to 2016 code for a protein of 638 amino acids.
GGUAAAGACGCGUGCAUUCGCGUCGAAAUCCGUCUUCAUGGACGCCACCUGGUCACCGCAAAAUAUAUCUGCAUAGUUCAAAACCCGAAGUCAGUCGGCAUGUUUAAAAAGAAACCAAAUAUUAAGCCUCUCGCGCCGCUGCGCUCGAGCGACCGCCGUCGCACUGCAGACCAGAUCAUAAAAGACCUUGCCCUCCCGCUGCCCUCAGAGGAUGCGGCCGCCUCGCCGGAGGACAAGGCAGCGGCAGCGCAGGCCCGUAUUGACCUCCGCAACGCGCUCUUGCCAGACAACGCUCUCUCCGCACGAUUCACCACCACGCAUGGCCCGGAUCUGAAGCAAGUCUCUGGAACGGUCUAUGUCGGCUCUCAUGGAGGGGAUAGCGACGACCAGCGAGUACUAUGGGUGAGCAUUGAGGGGGUGUUGUAUCCUACCGUGUACACACUUUGGAAAAACCCGGGAAUAGUGCCACUUUUGCAUUGCGGCAGUAAUGUCGUGGAGGAGCGCUUGAAGGGUGGCGCAGACCUCAUGAUACCAGGUCUGAUCAACGGCCCGCCUUAUCCUUCCAGAGCGAAGAAGGGUGCCGUUGUUGCCAUUGCAGGUCAUACAAAGCCGUCUGUGCCGAUGGUUGUCGGCACGUGUGCCGUGGAUGUCUCUGAGCUGAAGGAGUCGAGAAAAGGAGUUGCGGUGGAGACAAUGCACUGGCAGGGAGAUGAGAUAUGGGCCUGGAGUGCAAGUGGAAAGCCAGGCGUAGAGCCUCCGGACCAGAUUGCUGGAUGGUUCGAGGGCGACGGCUCUAUUGACGAAGUCACGGAGAGAACGCGGGACUUGGAACUCGAAUAUGACGAGGAUGGAGGUGGAGUGGCUCUGCCAUCAUCUGCAGCGGUGCCAGACGAUGCAACUGUUGAGGAUGAGAGCGAAGAGCAGGCAGAAGAACCUGAAAGGGAUUUGACGACGGCAGAGAUCGAUGCUGCUUUCCUCAACGCCUUUCUUUACGGCAUCAACUCGUUCAAGUCGGCCAACCCAAACUCAAAGAAUUUCAACCUGCCAUUCCCGCUUUCCCAAACUUUCGUUCUCUCCAGCUUGAUCAACCCAUUUCUUCCCACCUUUACUCCACACCGGGCCUCGCAGCUUGUAAUCAAAAAGACGUCCUGGAAGACGAUUAAGAAAUUUAUCAAGCACCUAGACAAGCAGCACAUCGUCAAGAGCAAGGAUCAGCAAGGGAACGAAGCUGUGAUCCUCGAUGUGGACUUUGAGCAUGACGCAGUUCUGAGCUUCAAACCUUACAGGCUGCCAAAGAAGGAGAGCGUUGGCGGCCAGAGCCAAGCAGGUCGCGAGCCAGAUACCGGUGGAGACACCUCGAUAGGACAGCGCCUAACUGUGAGCUUGUUCUACAAGCCAAAGGAAAAAAUUACUGAACUCUUCGCCUCUAACACCGCAAAGACGUUUUACACCAAGUCUGAAAUCAGGUCCUCUGUAGAAGCCUAUAUCGAGGGCCAGGAACUUGUCUCGCCGGCGAACAAGCGCCUCGUGAAGCUGAAUCCUUUUCUCGCGAACAGUGUUUUUGACGGCUCUAAAGGCUCAUUGGACAAGGAAGUCCUAGCGAAUGGCAGCGUGACCCGUGAUAUGUUGACUGAACGUGUUCUUGCGUCCUGUGCAACAUUUCACGUGAUCGCGCGCAACGAUGCAUCACCUACCUCGUUGAAGCCCAAGGCCGGUGCGCCGCCGAAGAUACAAAUUGUACUUGAAACCCGUUCCGGAAACAAGAUGGUGACCAAAGUUUCUGGACUAGAGGCUUAUUCGAUCGCACCGCAGCCCCUGGCCGACGAGCUAAGGAAGGCGUGUGCAGGAAGCACGAGUGUGGAGAAACUAGCAGGAAGCAGCCCCAAAGCCCCGAUCAUGGAAGUCAUGGUUCAGGGCCCACAGAAGGACGCUGUUUUAAAAGCGUUGGAGAGAAGGGGAGUAAACAAAGCCUGGGUCGAUGUCCUGGACAAGACGAAGGGUAAGAAGAAGGGUUAAAGAGCACGGGCAAAGAUGCCACGUUCUUCAGGGAGUAUACAUGACUAUCAAGAAGCUAUUUGUGUACUCGUCUGAAUAUUAGCUCUGCAAAUGGCAUGGCCCGAAACGUAAAUCGUUCGUCACAGGCUUUGAAGCCUCCGCACAAAGUAGCCAAAAAUCUCACCCUUUUCACGUUUUCAGUUUUCUAUCAAAAUUAGCGAGCAAAGAUCUGAACUAAGCAAGUUGCGCACGUC